GAAGCUAGUGGUUCUUCCUUGUCUGGUUGUCCCCUCCUCUUCUCUUCUUUCUUAUCCUGAGACGGAGAGGGAAGGAAAGGUGGGAAGAGAGCUAGUGGGCAUGGCAUUCGGAUUCCAAGCAAAUUAAAACAAGCAGAGAAGAGCUGCUGAUUGAUCACCGGUCGGCCGAUGAUCGAGCUCUCAAUCCCAAUUCCCAUCCUGUAUUUCAUCUAAAUAAUGGCCAUGGCCGCCGGAGCCUGCUGCUGCGCCUGCCCAUCGCCAUCCUCGUCCCCCUCCUCCUCACUUUCCCACCGCCCUCGGCGCAGGCGGCAGAUGCUGACGCCCGUGUCCAUGUGCUGCAGCAGCAGCAGCUCAUCUCUUCUGUCGCCGCCGUCGCCGCCGCCCCCAGUCCCAGCAGCAUUGGCACUAGCUCGCGGCAACGGCGGCGGCGGCCGCCUGCGCAUCUUCUCCGGCAGCGCCAACCCGCUGCUGGCCCAGGAGAUCUCGUGCUACCUGGGGAUGGAGCUGGGCAAGAUCAAGAUCAAGCGCUUCGCGGACGGCGAGAUCUACGUGCAGCUGCAGGAGAGCGUGCGCGGCUGCGACGUGUUCCUGGUGCAGCCCACCUGCCCGCCCGCCAACGAGAAUCUCAUGGAGCUCCUCAUCAUGAUCGACGCCUGCCGGCGGGCCUCCGCCAAGACCAUCACCGCCGUCAUCCCCUACUUCGGCUACGCCCGCGCCGACCGCAAGAUGCAGGGCCGCGAGUCCAUCGCCGCCAAGCUUGUGGCCAACCUCAUCACGGAGGCCGGCGCCCACCGCGUGCUGGCCUGCGACCUCCACUCGGGCCAGUCCAUCGGCUACUUCGACAUCCCCGUCGACCAUGUCUAUGGCCAGCCCGUCAUCCUCGACUACCUGGCCAGCAAGACCAUCUGCCCCAGCGACGUCGUGGUGGUGUCGCCGGACGUGGGAGGGGUGGCCAGGGCGCGCGCCUUCGCCAAGAAGCUCUCCGACGCGCCGCUGGCCAUCGUCGACAAGAGGAGGCACGGCCACAACCAGACCGAGGUGGUGAACCUCAUCGGCGACGUCAGGGGGAAGGUCGCGAUCAUGGUGGACGACAUGAUCGACACCGCCGGCACCAUCUCCAAGGGCGCCGAGCUGCUGCACGAGGAGGGGGCGCGCGCUGUCUACGCCUGCAGCACCCACGCCGUGCUCAGCCCUCCGGCGCUGGAGAGGCUCUCCGGCGGCCUUUUCCAGGAGGUGAUCAUCACCAACACCGUGCCGGUGGUGCAGCACCAGAGCUUCCCCCAGCUCACCGUCCUCUCCGUCGCCAACCUCCUCGGAGAGACCAUCUGGCGUGUCCACGACGAUUGCUCCGUCAGCAGCAUCUUCCAGUGAUCGCAUUCGAUUCAAUGCAUCCAUAUCCAUGAUGAUCCAUUUCCUUGCAUGCUCACAUUUCUUACUUACAUCGUACUACAUACAGAUCUUCUAUAGUAUAUACAGAGAGAGAUACAGAUUGUUUAAAAGA
Panicum hallii is the source of this 1501-nucleotide messenger RNA. Its product is annotated as ribose-phosphate pyrophosphokinase 1-like. Lineage: Eukaryota; Viridiplantae; Streptophyta; Magnoliopsida; Poales; Poaceae. The record is from RefSeq and is a predicted model, not a curated record. The transcript has a single exon. Bases 217 to 1371 code for a protein of 384 amino acids. Gene Ontology annotation, cellular component: ribose phosphate diphosphokinase complex; cytoplasm. Gene Ontology annotation, biological process: 5-phosphoribose 1-diphosphate biosynthetic process; purine nucleotide biosynthetic process. Gene Ontology annotation, molecular function: ribose phosphate diphosphokinase activity; magnesium ion binding.